Molecule: messenger RNA, 3278 nt
Organism: Micropterus dolomieu (smallmouth bass)
Lineage: Eukaryota; Metazoa; Chordata; Actinopteri; Centrarchiformes; Centrarchidae
Gene: slc12a1
Product: solute carrier family 12 member 1
Exons: 27
Coding region: 1-3135 (1044 amino acids)
Biological process (GO): sodium ion homeostasis; chloride transmembrane transport; potassium ion import across plasma membrane
Cellular component (GO): membrane
Molecular function (GO): sodium:potassium:chloride symporter activity
Source: RefSeq, a predicted model, not a curated record
AUGGAGAGGUUCAAGUCUUACGGAGGGGUACAUGUUAACUCUGCUUAUGAUUCCACUCUGGAUGAACCUCCUGUCUAUGAGGAGACCAACUUUCCUAAUGGGGAACACCGGACGGUCCGGCCCUCGGUUGUCAGUGCCUUUGGUCAUGACACUUUGGAUCGGGUGCCCAACAUCGACUUCUAUCGCAAUGCAGGCAGUGUGAGUGGUCAUCGAGCUGUGCGACCAUCCCUGCAGGAGCUCCACGAUGUGUUUCAGAAAAAUGGAGUGAGCUCUGUGCCAGACACUGUGGAGGACGAUGACAAGGGGAGUGACGGUACCCCCUCUGAUGAUCUGGAGUCUGCAGUUCCCACUGACAGCAACAAUGGAGCAGUAAAGUUUGGCUGGAUAAGGGGCGUCCUGGUGAGAUGCAUGCUGAACAUCUGGGGUGUCAUGUUGUUCAUCCGCCUAUCCUGGAUUUUUGGCCAGGCAGGCUGGGGUCUGGGGAUUGUGAUUGUUCUUCUCAGCUGCGUGGUCACCACCAUCACUGGCCUUUCUAUGUCUGCCAUUUGUACCAAUGGCGUGGUCAGAGGAGGAGGAGCCUACUACUUGAUAUCUCGCAGUUUGGGACCAGAGUUUGGUGGGUCGAUUGGCCUAAUUUUUGCCUUUGCCAAUGCAGUGGCUGUAGCCAUGUAUGUUGUGGGAUUUGCUGAGACUGUGGUCGAGUUGCUCAAGGAUAACGAUGCCAUCAUGGUGGAUGAAAUAAAUGACAUCAGAAUCGUUGGGUGUAUUACAGUGGUGUUGCUGUUGGCCAUAUCAGUUGCUGGAAUGGAAUGGGAGGCCAAGGCACAGAUUGUUCUACUCGUCAUCUUGCUGGUGGCCAUAGUGAAUGUAUUUGUAGGAACAGUCAUUCCUGCAACCGAGGCUCAGAAAUCUAAAGGCAUCUUUAAUUAUCACCCGAAUAUCUUCUCAGAGAAUUUUACUCCAGAUUUUCGAGAGGGUGAGACAUUUUUUUCAGUGUUUGCCAUCUUUUUCCCUGCUGCGACCGGGAUCCUGGCUGGAGCCAACAUCUCUGGAGACUUACGGGAUCCUCAGGGAGCCAUACCUAAAGGUACCUUGCUGGCCAUCCUGAUAACUGGUCUCACCUACCUGGCUGUGGCCCUUUGUGUCUCCGCCACUGUUGUCCGAGAUGCCACAGGAAACACGACUGACCUCAUUAGUCCUGCUGGAGCACCAUGUACUGGUUCAGCAGUAGCUGCUUGUGAGCUCGGCUAUAAUUUCUCUUCCUGUGCAGUAGAAACAUGCAAAUUUGGCUUGAUUAACAACAAUCAGGUGAUGACCAUGGUAUCUGGGUUUGGUCCCCUCAUCAUUGCUGGAACGUUCUCAGCCACCCUUUCAUCAGCCCUGGCUUCACUUGUCAGUGCUCCCAAAGUCUUCCAAGCACUGUGUAAAGACAACAUCUACAAGAUCCUGCACUUCUUUGCCAAGGGACAUGGCAAAAACAACGAGCCAAUACGUGGAUAUGUCCUCACGUUCAUUAUUUCUGUGGCUUUCAUUCUCAUCGGUAAUCUCAACACCAUCGCUCCUAUCAUCUCAAACUUCUUCCUGGCAUCUUAUGCGCUCAUCAAUUUCUCCUGUUUUCAUGCAUCCUAUGCCAAGUCUCCAGGCUGGAGACCAGCAUAUAAAUACUACAACAUGUGGCUAUCGCUGUUGGGUGCAUUGCUCUGCUGUGUUGUUAUGUUUGUUAUCAACUGGUGGGCUGCUCUACUCACAUAUGGCAUUGAAAUCCUCCUCUACGUUUAUGUCACUGUCAAGAAGCCAGAUGUGAACUGGGGUUCCUCCACGCAGGCGGUGACAUUUGUGAGUGCAGUCAGCAAUGCUCUGUCUCUGUCUGCUGUAGAAGAUCAUGUCAAGAACUUCAGGCCUCAGAUCUUAGCACUGACAGGUUCAGCACGGACCAGACCAGCUCUCCUAGACCUGGCUCACUCCUUCUCUAAGAACUAUGGACUCUGUCUCACCUGUGAAGUAUUUUUGGGCCCAAGGUCAGAGGCCCUGAAGGAGAUGAACAAUGGCAUCGAGAAGAACCAGAUGUGGCUUUUAAAGGCCAAACGCAAGGCAUUUUACGCUGCUGUGGUUGGUGAGAACUUCAGGGAUGGGGCUAAGAGCCUGUUGCAGGCUUCUGGUCUUGGCCGUAUGAAGCCUAACAUAAUAAUGAUUGGCUUCAAGGGGAACUGGAGGGCUGCAGGCACAGAGGCGGUGCAGAGUUAUGUGGGAAUACUGCAUGAUGCAUUUGACUUUGAGCAUGGGACAGUGGUGCUGAGGAUGAACCAGGGACUUGAUGUGUCGCACAUUGUCGAGGCAGAAGAGGAGAUGCUAAAGGCAGCAAGGGAGCAACAGGCAGUAGAAGAUGAGAUGAUGCCGAAUGGAGAGAAAGCAAGAGGACUUUUCAGGAAGUCCAGGAAACCCUCUCAGCAAGUGCUCACGACCAGGGUAUCAGUCUGCGGCCCUCCACCCCCGCAGGUUGCCAAGAUGAAUGAGAGGCUGUUGGAGGCCAGUGCUCAAUUCAAGAAGAAACAGCCUAAAGGCACCAUUGAUGUGUGGUGGCUGUUUGACGAUGGAGGCCUUACCCUGCUGCUCCCGUACAUCCUCACUACCAGGAAGAAGUGGAAAGACAGCAAAUUAAGGAUCUUCAUCGCAGGGCAGCCUGGACGCAGUGAGCUGGAUAAAGAUGAGAUGAAGUCUCUGUUGCAGAAAUUCAGAAUUAACUGCAGUGACAUUAAUGUCAUUGAUGACAUCCAUGUCCAACCCCGCUCUGACAGCUUGAAAAAGUUAGAGGACAUGAUUGAGCCUUUCCGCCUACAUGAGGAGUCUAAAGACCAUGCUCAGGCUGAAGCCAUGCGGAGGGAUCAGCCCUGGAAAAUCACUGACGAAGAGCUGAGCACCUUUGAGGAGAAGACCAGCCUCCAGGUACGACUGAAUGAGGUUCUUCAGGAAAACUCCAAAUCAGCAAAUCUGAUUAUUGUGAGCAUGCCCAUUGCUCGUAAGGAAUCUGUUUCUGAUUUCCUCUACAUGGCCUGGCUGGACAUUCUGACAAAGGACCUUCCACCCACCCUACUCAUUAGAGGCAACCACAAGAGUGUGCUUACUUUCUACUCCUGAGCGCCUUGCAGGCUUUGCAGCUUGCGGCAUGCUGUAAUCUUGCAAUUACUGUGAAGUUGCAACCAGCUUGCCAGCAAAGGAACCUCACAUUGUACUACACUGUACCAGCGUAAACUUUUAACUGCUGCACUGCUCUUUAUGUG